AUGGUUCGGAAAUUUCCGCCAGAUAUCAAAGAAAAAAUGAACCUCAAAGAAAAAAAGUAAGCGAGAGGCGUGUUUGUGGUGUUUUGAAGAGCGAAGCCCUUGUUGUUUUGUUAAUCGAUGUUUCGAUAGGACCGCGCAACGUUGAUAAGACUGACAGUCUUCAACGUCGCCGUCGCUCUUGUUUGUCCUACUUUUAUUUUUCGUUCGGUUCCUAACUAUUCCAGCUUACUCGUUGAAGAAACAGUUUUUUUUAGAAUAAUAAUAGAAAUUCGAAUAAACAAAUAAGAAAAGUAAUUUUUGCUUGGCGAUAUGGCCUUGUCCAUGGAAAACCAGUGUUCACAAGAAUGAAAGAUCUGCACGAAGUCGAGAUUCUCUAUACCAUAUAAAGCCUUUUUACUUGAAUUUUUCGUUGUGUAUGGUAUUCAUUUUUUAUCCGUUUCAGAUGGAAAUGAGAACGACGCUGGUGCUUCUAGCCCUUUGCGUCGGCCUUUCCUGGGAGAUGCGCCGACAAGGCGUCGCCGUCAAAGGCGUUCUGCGUUGUGGAGCCGUUCCAGCCAACCACACCAAGGUCCGCAUCGUCGACAUCGACACCGGUUAGUCUCAGAUCCAAAAUCAAAUAAGAAGUUUCUUCAGGACCGGAUCCGGAUGACACGCUGGAUGAGAAGAGAACCGACGAGAAAGGAGAAUUCUCCUUGACUGGAACCACCCACGAGCUCACUUCCAUCGAUCCUGUCCUCUACAUCUGGCACGAGUGCAGAGACGAACAAACGGUUCGUUAUUGACAGCGACGAAACCGUCUUAUCAGACAGAGUAAUCGAAAUCGAGUUGUUAUGGCACCCUUAUCGAUGCGAGACCGAAGACCUCGACCUCGAUAAACCGUCGAUUUCAGCCAUGCUCAAGGAAACUCAAGUUCCUGAUCCCGAAAAAGUUCAUCCAUGGCGGUGACCCGACUCCCGAACAAUGGGUCGACAUCGGCGUCCUCAACCUCGAAGGCGCCUUUGAAGACGAAGGACGCGAGUGCGUCAGCUAA
This is a messenger RNA of Caenorhabditis auriculariae, 1030 nucleotides long. NCBI's taxonomy places the organism in Eukaryota, Metazoa, Nematoda, Chromadorea, Rhabditida, Rhabditidae. The record is from the annotation of a GenBank genome assembly.